Harpegnathos saltator (Jerdon's jumping ant) is the source of this 2797-nucleotide messenger RNA. RefSeq names its product NGFI-A-binding protein homolog (gene nab). Gene Ontology annotation, molecular function: transcription coregulator activity; transcription factor binding. The transcript has 11 exons. NCBI's taxonomy places the organism in Eukaryota, Metazoa, Arthropoda, Insecta, Hymenoptera, Formicidae. Gene Ontology annotation, cellular component: nucleus. The coding region runs from base 528 to 2342 and encodes 604 amino acids. Gene Ontology annotation, biological process: negative regulation of DNA-templated transcription. The record is from RefSeq and is a predicted model, not a curated record.
CGCCGCGCACAAUGUUCGCCGCGCCAGCGUUCGAAACGCGUCGCUAUUUGUCUGCCUUUGCCGCAACGAUCUCUUCUUCGACGCUAUCUUCGCGCCAGUAGUCGUGCUCUCGCGGACGUCCGUCGGCAAAUCGUCUCCUUCCUCCAGCUUUUCACGGCCGAGUCUCGCACGAAGUAUCUCGAUCGGCGUCCUCUCGGUCCUCAUGUCGCUCUAGAGUCAUAUCACGCGCGUAUAUCGCCAUAGAUCGAUCGAGAUCGAUGAUUCGCGCGACGGUAACGCCGCCAUUUUCGAAAUUCGCUUCGAGUCCGCGAAUCGCAUCCGCGAACGUUCGUUGACCGCGCUUCCUCGUCGUCGUCGUCGUCGUCGUCGUUACCAGUCUUCUCCUCGAGUCCGGGCGUUAAUAAAGCGCAGUCGGAUGCGCCUCGUUGGAUGCUGCCGGCGGCGCGCCUGGACGACCUGGAAGGUCCCCGUGCUAGCGGCGGUACCGUGAACGGGUGCUGCUGCACCAGGUAGCACCGGUGACCGUGAUGGAUGCGCGCGUGGUCGUCGGUGCUUCGACCGCGGAGGAGACCCCAACGGUGGUCGCGGCUGCGUCCGCGGCGGCGACGGCGCGAGGUGUCGGGACGCCGUCGCCGAUACCCUCGACACCGGGCAACCCUGUGACCACGGCGACCGGCAACGGAGCCGGUGGCGGUGGAGUAGUUGCAGCCGCGACGCUUACAUCCCCGGCCUGCGUGCCGCAGAAUUCGUCGUCCGUCGUCGUAGUGGCCAGCCCGUCCAGCAACCAUCAGCAGCCGGCCGGCGUACCCAGGAUACUCAGCAGAAACGUGAACGGCACACUGGUGCAGACGUCUGUGCCGCAAAACGAAGCCGAGUUGCAGCUGUACAGGGUGAUGCAGCGCGCCUCGCUGUUAGGAUACUACGACACGCUCCUCGAAAUGGGAGGCGACGACGUGCAACAGUUGUGCGACGCCGGCGAGGAAGAGUUCUUGGAGAUCAUGGCGCUGGUCGGCAUGGCGAGUAAGCCGCUUCACGUGAGGAGGCUUCAGAAAGCCCUGCAGGAGUGGCUCACUAAUCCUUCGUUGUUCCAAACGCCGGUGGUGCCGACAAAUACCGCCACCAAGAGUCCGGUCGCCGCCGCCGCCGGCGCCGCCGUCGGCUUCGCGUGCGCGAGUCCACGGCCGCAGAUACAGAAUCUGCCAACAGGCUUCACCGCAACCUCGCAGACACCGUUGACGCCGUACGUGUCGACACCCCAUGUGCCGCUCACGCCGUUGCCCUGCCGGAGCGCCAGUCCAGUGGUACCAGCGGUGACCAGCGUGUCCGCACCGGCACCCUCGACGACCUUCCGUCAAAGCCCGAGCCCGAACACGCUUUUACCUUACGCCACCUCGCACAGUCCCAAUGUGCUGCAGGUGGGAACGUGCGAAUCUUCGUGCGGCAGUGGCACUACGCCGAGCCCGAGCGGUGGAGGUGGCGGUGGCGGCGGCGCACCUGCGAGCCCGACGCAACCGACGCCGACCCUUCUGCAGUCGCAGGUGCAACGGCUAGCCGAAGCCGCGGAGAGACUCGUCGCUACCAUAAGGCCCCUCGAUCCCAAGCCGCACAAUGUGAAGAAAAAACUCUGCAAGAACCUAGAGAUGGUAAUGACGAUGUCCGACAGUGAUCCGCGCAAAAUGGACGAGAUCCGGAAGUACGCGGCGAUUUACGGCCGAUUCGAUUGCAAGAGAAAGCCGGAGAAGCCUCUCACGUUGCACGAGGUGUCCGUGAACGAGGCGGCGGCGCAAAUCUGCAGAUUCGUACCUGCCCUCCUCACCAGGAGAGACGAGCUCUUCCCGUUGGCACGUCGUGUCGUCAGAGAUUCCGGCUACCAUUAUUCCAAGAAUCAAUACUUGUCGGUAUCGCGGACGCGCGAAAACGGCGAGGACACCGACGGUGAGCGCUCGAAACGUCGAAAGCUCGAACUGGAGGGUGAGGGUGAGGACGCGACGCAGGAGGAGUUGGACCUCCGCUGUUCUGGCACGGACAUUAAUAAUUCCAUUCCGAGAAGACACAGAUCGUCGAGUCCAGUCUGGAGGAAGAAGAGUAACAACGGCAUGUUCAGUGCUAGCGUGGAAGAAAUCAGCGACUCGGACAGCCAGUUCUCAUUCUCCAACGAGGAAUCUUCGUCUAUGCACGACACAAACGAAGCGGAGGCCGACAACACCGACAAAGAAGGCGAUUUCAAUCUAAAGGUAAUAGCUUCGCGAGGAGACAACAUAAUUGCCGUGGCAAAUCCCGCGCUAAUGGAAUGCACUCAUCCUAUAAAGGAGGAGCCGGCGGACGAAAAACCUACACUGUGAUAUUAUUGCUUAGCGUUUACCGCCGCCAUUGACGUCAUAUCGACGUGAACCCGUGUCCCGACUGUUGUCGUUAUCGCGAUCAUUAUCGUUUGACCCGACAUUCUCAUCUUAGCAUUGAGCACAAUAUGUGCGGCAACGGCUGAGAAUAAGGAAUUAAGGCUUAUUCAUUAGGAUUAUUAUAAAGUUGCAGAGCGGAUCUCGUUCUUGCGUUUUUGUUCGCACGAAAAAUGUUUGCAUCAAGAGACAGACAGAGAGAGAAAAAACAGAGAGAGAGAGAGAGAGAAAGAGAGACAUAUGAGACGCUGCCUGUUAUCUAGUUUUAGCGAGAUACGGAUGCGCGAUAUUGUAUAGCGAUUAUAAGCAUUUCUAGGAAACAAUAGAAAAUAAAAGUACGUCGUUGAAAUCAAAAGAGAUCGUCGACUGAAGCACGUAUAGUAUUACAAAGUAUAUAUCAU